GGGGCGGUGUUAGGUGGGGUUGACCAGUCUGGUUUGGUAGGCGUUGGGUCUGUUAUUAAAAACCCACCUCCCUCUUUCUCUCUCUACUCUCUCUGUCAAGAGAGUCUCUCCAACCUCACCAAUUCCCUCAACUCCAACGCUCCAUCACACAAGAGACUCUUGCUUCUUAUUAAUUUCGCUUUCCGGUUGAUCUUCUCGCCGGCCAAACGCAAACACCCCUCGGUACCAUCGAGAAAUGCAAUCGAGCUCGGACAAAGUGUCGCCGUUCGAUCUGAUGACAUCGAUCCUGAAAGGCGCAACAACCAUGGACCAGUCAAACGCCUCGUCGGGCACGGCUGAUUCGGCCCUAUCGGCGUUGGUCGAGAAUCGGGAGCUCCUGAUGAUACUCUCGACGUCCGUGGCAGUCCUCAUCGGCUGCAUCGUCAUGCUCCUCUGGCGGCGCUCGGCCAGCCAGAAGUCUGCCAAGUUCUCGGAUUUUCCCAAGCCGUUGGUUGUGAAGACGGAGGAGCCCGAAGUCGACGACGGCAAGAAGAAGGUCACCGUCUUUUACGGUACCCAGACCGGUACCGCCGAAGGCUUUGCUAAGGCACUUGCUGAGGAAGCAAAAGCCAGAUAUGAAAAGGCGACCUUUAAAGUAAUUGAUUUGGAUGAUUAUGCCAUGGAUGACGAAGAGUAUGAGGAGAAGUUGAAGAAAGAAACCAUGACGUUUUUAUUUUUAGCCACAUAUGGAGAUGGAGAGCCGACGGACAAUGCUGCAAGGUUCUAUAAAUGGUUCACUGAGGGAAAAGAGAGAGAGGAAUGGCUUCAGAAUCUUUCAUAUGGAGUGUUUGGCCUCGGCAACAGGCAAUAUGAGCAUUUCAACAAGAUUGCAGUAGUCGUGGAUGAGCAACUUGCUGGACAGGGUGCAAAGCGUCUUGUUCCAGUGGGUCUUGGAGAUGAUGAUCAAUGCAUUGAAGAUGACUUUGCUGCAUGGCGGGAAUUACUGUGGCCCGAGUUGGAUCAGUUACUUCGAGAUGAGGAUGAUGCCGGUGUUGCAACCCCCUACACUGCAGCAGUGUUGGAAUAUCGUGUUCAAAUCCAUGAUGGUGUAGAUGCAUCCCAAUUGGAUAGGAGCAUGAGUUCGGCAAAUGGUCAUUCGGUUUAUGAUGCACAACAUCCAUGCAGGGCUAAUGUAGCUGUUAAAAAAGAGCUUCACACUCCGGCCUCCGAUCGAUCUUGCACUCAUUUGGAACUCGACAUUGCUGGCACUGGACUUGCCUAUGAAACUGGGGACCAUGUUGGUGUAUAUUGUGACAAUCUGAUUGAAGUUGUGGAGUUGGCUGAAAGGUUAUUGGGUGUGUCACUGGAUACUUAUUUCUCCAUUCAUGCCGAUAAAGAGGAUGGCACUCCUAUUAGUUCAAGCUCGUUGCCACCACCUUUCCCACCCUGCACCUUGAGAAUGGCACUGACUCGAUAUGCGGACCUUUUGAGCGCUCCCAAGAAGUCUGCAUUGCUUGCCCUGGCAGCUCAUGCUUCAGAUCCAAAUGAAGCCGAGCGUUUGAGACAUCUUGCAUCUCCUGCUGGAAAGGAUGAAUAUGCACAGUGGGUAAUUGCCAGUCAGAGAAGCCUCCUUGAGGUAAUGGCAGAGUUCCCAUCAGCCAAGCCUCCGCUAGGCGUUUUCUUUGCAGGAGUGGCACCGCGCUUGCUGCCCAGAUAUUAUUCAAUUUCAUCCUCCCCAAGGAUGGCACCAACUAGAAUUCAUGUUACUUGUUCAUUAGUAUAUGAGAAAACCCCAACAGGACGGAUUCACAAAGGAGUGUGUUCUACUUGGAUGAAGAAUGCCGUGCCAUUAGAGGAAAGUCGUGAUUGCAGCUGGGCACCCAUUUUUGUUAGGCAAUCGAACUUCAGACUUCCUAUGGACACUAAAGUGCCUGUUAUCAUGAUCGGGCCUGGAACUGGAUUGGCUCCUUUCAGGGGCUUCAUGCAGGAAAGAUUGGGUUUAAAAGAAGCUGGGGCUGAGCUAGGACCUGCCGUUCUAUUCUUUGGAUGCAGGAACAGGAGAAUGGAUUAUAUUUAUGAGGAGGAGCUGAACAACUUUGUCGAAACUGGUGCGAUUUCAGAGUUGAUUGUUGCUUUCUCACGCGAGGGACCUACUAAAGAAUAUGUUCAACACAAGAUGACAGAGAGAGCUUCGGAUAUCUGGAACAUGAUCUCUGAGGGAGGGUACCUUUAUGUUUGUGGGGAUGCUAAAGGCAUGGCUAGGGAUGUCCACCGAACUCUCCACACCAUUGCUCAAGAACAGGGAUCUCUGGACAGCUCCAAGGCUGAGAGCAUGGUGAAGAAUCUGCAAAUGAAUGGGAGGUAUUUGCGUGAUGUGUGGUAAUUUUCUACAAGGUCCCUUGGUGAAGAUGGUGAAAAGACGUUAUUAUGUAAAUUAUUCUUGCCGAGGUCAAAUUAAUGGGCCAGACUAUAUGAGGCAUGCAGGAAGGCAAAGUGGAAAGCCUAUUCGCCUUCCACUGCAAUCCUUAGAAGUGUGCAUGUUGCAGGAAGGCAAAGUGGAAAGCCUAUUUGCCUUCCACUGCAAUCCUUAGAAGUGUGCAUGUUGCCGGUAUAGUAGCCGGUUCUGGGAUUCAUUCUCUCUUCUUGCUCUAUGAAUUUUUUGGUUCAUGUAUUAUUCAAAUAUACACUCAAUCAUAUCAUAAGUAAUAGCAAUAAUAUUUAGGCAUAGUGAAUUGACUACUUGUAAUUUUCUUUGUAUUGAGCUUGAAGAUGGUUUUGUCGACAGAAACUCUGGUUUUGGACUCACCUAUGUAACCAAUCAUAUUGCAUUGGAAAACCACAGGGUUUAUUA
Messenger RNA from Rhododendron vialii, 2830 nucleotides. Its product is annotated as NADPH--cytochrome P450 reductase. Lineage: Eukaryota; Viridiplantae; Streptophyta; Magnoliopsida; Ericales; Ericaceae. Bases 236 to 2362 code for a protein of 708 amino acids. Gene Ontology annotation, molecular function: NADPH-hemoprotein reductase activity; flavin adenine dinucleotide binding; FMN binding. Gene Ontology annotation, cellular component: cytosol. The record is from RefSeq and is a predicted model, not a curated record. The transcript has 18 exons.